AUGGUCUCACGGCGAAAAAGAAUAAGAUGGGAACUGACUGUUACAGAGAAGACCGUUAGUGUUGAAGCUACAGUUACAAAGGAGGAAACCCUCGUAGAAGAAGAGGCUGGAUACAAGGUCUUUGUCGGUAAUUUGUCCUUUCAAACUAGCGAAGAAGAACUCGCAGAUUUUUUUGGCAGCGUUGGAAAAGUUCUUAAGGCCAAUAUCAUUACUCGCGGCACUCGGUCCCUUGGUUAUGGAUUCGUUGCUCUCGAAACCGAAGAGGAAUCCAAGAAAGCCGUAGCAGAGCUCAACAAACAGGAUUUGGGUGGCCGCCUAAUCAAUGUAGAAGUUGCCAAACCGAAGAAUGAAAGUACCUCUAAUCAUGCUACUGAUGCCCAACAAAAUAAUACCUCUGGCGCGCGUCGUGGACGUGGUAGUCGUAAUAGUCAUAAUAUUAAUAACAACAACAAUGAAGACGGUGGAGAAGCCGCAGAAAACAAUGACUCUACAGCCGUAACUGCCUCUGAUGCCCCAAAUACUAAUGGUACCAACGCAGACGAAAACACCACCGGAAAACCACAUCGUGGCGCAGCUGGAGCUGCUAAAACCGGUGAACCAUCCAAAACGGUUGUAUUUGUGGCGAAUCUCCCAUUCUCGAUCACCGACGAAGGACUUAAAGAAAUAUUCAAAGAUUACAAUGUUACCUCUGCUCAUGUUGUUCAACGUCGUGGCGGUCGAUCAAAGGGAUUCGGAUUCGUGGAAUUGGCUGAUGAAGAAGAACAAAAGAGGGCCCUUGAAGGGCUCAAAGGAGUUAAAUCCGAAGAACGAGAAUUGGUCAUCAAAAUUGCGUUGAGUGACCAACACGCUCAGCAAGUUGGUGUUAGUGAAGAGAAGCCGAAUUCAGGUGUAGCCGAAGAAUCCGCUACAACUGAGGAGAAUAAAGAACCCGUAACUACCGGAGAAUAA
Messenger RNA from Ambispora leptoticha, 948 nucleotides. The record is from the annotation of a GenBank genome assembly. NCBI's taxonomy places the organism in Eukaryota, Fungi, Glomeromycota, Glomeromycetes, Archaeosporales, Ambisporaceae.